AGAUGGCUGGUGCUUUCGAGAGAGCGCAGAAAAUACCCAAGAUCGGGGAUGCUGAAAAAGAGUCCCUGUUUGGUUAUGUGUUUGCUGUUUCUGGACCUGUGGUUACUGCUCAGAACAUGGCUGGAGCUGCUAUGUACGAGUUGGUACGUGUAGGUCAUGACGAGCUCGUUGGAGAGAUCAUCAGAUUGGAAGGCGACAUGGCAACCAUCCAGGUUUAUGAGGAAACAUCUGGUGUAACUGUGGGUGAUCCUGUUCUGAGAACUGGGAAACCUCUGUCUGUGGAGUUAGGACCUGGUAUUAUGGCCAGUAUCUUUGAUGGUAUUCAAAGACCGCUGGAAGAGAUCUCAAAACUGACUCAGAGUAUCUACAUACCUAAGGGAGUUAACACACCUGCUUUGGAUAGAAAUCUGAAAUGGGAGUUUGAACCAUUUGGAAACAUCAGGGUUGGUAGUCACAUGACAGGAGGAGAUAUUUAUGGAGUGGUGUACGAAAACAUCCUCAUCAAACACAAGAUUAUGCUGCCUCCUAAAGCAAAGGGCACCGUCACAUGGGUUGCUGACCCCGGCACAUACGAUGUCAAUGAUGUUGUAUUGGAGACAGAGUUUGAUGGAGAGAAAAACAAAUACACUAUGUUACAAGUCUGGCCAGUACGUCAGAUGCGUCCCGUCACAGAGAAACUGGCUGGAAAUCAUCCACUGCUGACCGGUCAACGUGUCCUGGAUGCUCUUUUCCCAUGUGUACAGGGCGGGACCACCGCUAUCCCUGGAGCAUUUGGCUGUGGUAAAACUGUCAUCUCGCAGUCUCUGUCCAAAUACUCCAACAGUGAUGUCAUUGUCUAUGUGGGAUGUGGGGAGAGAGGAAAUGAAAUGUCGGAAGUAUUACGAGAUUUCCCUGAGCUGACUAUGGAAGUGGACGGUAAACCAGAGUCCAUCAUGAAGAGAACAACCUUAGUCGCCAAUACCUCAAACAUGCCUGUCGCUGCCCGAGAAGCAUCCAUUUACACAGGUAUCACACUGUCUGAAUACUUCCGUGACAUGGGUUACAAUGUAUCCAUGAUGGCUGACUCCACCUCAAGAUGGGCAGAGGCUUUGAGAGAAAUCUCUGGACGAUUGGCUGAAAUGCCUGCUGACUCAGGAUACCCAGCAUACCUUGGGGCUCGAUUAGCUUCAUUUUAUGAACGUGCAGGACGUGUUAAGUGUGUGGGUAACCCUGAACGUGAAGGCAGCGUCAGUAUCGUAGGAGCUGUGUCUCCUCCUGGUGGUGAUUUCUCUGACCCUGUAACAUCAGCCACCCUGGGUAUUGUACAGGUGUUUUGGGGACUGGAGAAGAAACUUGCUCAGCGUAAACAUUUCCCAGCUAUUAACUGGCUCAUCAGUUACAGCAAGUACAUGAGAGCCCUCGAAGAGUUCUACGAUAAAAAUUUCCCAGACUUUCCUCCACUUAGAACCAAGUGUAAAGAAAUCUUACAAGAAGAAGAAGAUCUGUCUGAAAUUGUACAACUUGUAGGCAAGGGAUCUCUAGCUGAAUCAGACAAGAUCACAAUGGAGGUGGCCAAACUUCUAAAGGAUGAUUUUCUGCAGCAGAAUGGAUACACACCAUAUGACAGGUUUUGUCCAUUUUACAAAACGGUUGGUAUGCUGAAAAACAUCAUGGCAUUCUACGAUAUGGCACGUCAUGCUGUGGAGACUACUGCACAAAGUGAAAAUAAAAUCACUUGGUCAAUUAUUCGUGAACAGUUGAGUGAUGUCCUGUAUAAGCUUAGCAGUAUGAAAUUCAAGGAUCCAGUGAAAGACGGUGAAAAGAAAAUUAAGACAGAUUAUGAUGAUCUACAUGAAGAAAUGCAACAAGCCUUCCGCAAUCUAGAGGACUAGAAAAAAAAACAUGUUGUCUUUGUAGAUCAAAAUUCCAGUUUUCAUUUCAUUUUUUUUUUUUUUUUUUGCAUACUGUAACACAUAACCUUCAUAUUUUCUUCUGAUAUAUUUAUAUCUAUGAAAGUAUUUACAAAGCUGAAAAUGUGAUAAGACUGACCUAGAAAAGAAAUGAAAAAAAAGUGAAGGAACUGCAUGUUUGAAAAAAAAAACAUGUUCCCUGAAUUCCAUUGUCAAGAAACAUCUGAACAUGAACAAAUGUUAUGGCCAUCCAUGUUGGUUUCAAUUUUUUAAAGAAAAUAUUUUAAUUUAGAUUAUCAGAAAAGAUAAGAUGUUAAAAUCUAUGAACUGAAUGCAAAUGCUGAAAUACAGGUUUUAAGAGAAGAAUCAUCUUUACUGCUGCAAAUAUUAUUGAUUUUUUUUUAAUUUGAAACCUUUGCAUUUUAAUUGUUUUAGUCAAUCAGACUAUGUUGUGAAUGUGUGAUAUUUAUUGGGAAAUAAUUUUUGGCUAGAAUGUAGUUUUAUGUAUGGUAAAAUGAACUUAAACUAGAAUUUGAAGGAAUGCUUCAGUAGUCACAGGUUGUCUACAAUUUCUUAAAUUGGUGCAAAUUCAUCUGAAAAUACACAUUAAAUAUGAAGAAAAGCAGUGAUGAGUUUAAAGAAUCCACUAUGUAUGAAGUUGUUACCAAUAACUGCAAACAGGUAAACUUUCGUCUUAGUUUAAUGGUUUGUGGGUUUUUUUUUUUUUGCAAUUUCAGGCAGAUUUAAGACUGGGUAGAAAUGAUCAGUUCUUUAUGUAAAGUUAAAAAAAAUCCUUGGUGGCUAUUUGAUAUUUGUUGUGUGCAGUAUUUAGUGCAUGAUGAUUCUGAACAUUGCUUCAAGGAUCAACUUCAUUCAAAAGGACAUCUUUGAAGUUCGUGUAAUUUACAUGGUAAAUACUUUACAGGGUACAAUCCAUUUUAACGCUGAUUAAGAAAUAACUGGGUAUGAUUGAAACUGGUCUGUAGAUGAACAACUGGUUUCUGUUUGUGAACAAUUCAUGAUAAUUUUAAGUGUCUCACAAGUUUAAAAAGCAGAUCCUACGAACAAACUGUCUCUUGAACAUAGUUAGAUAUGGAAUAGACCUGGCAAUUUGUCUAUUUCACGAGUUUGGGUCUCAAAAAAAAAAUCUUUUUAAUCAAAACAAUAUUUUUGAUUCAAAUUUAGGAUUGAAUGAGGUAUGAAAACAAUUAUGAUUUUACUGUAAACAACAUAUUUAACAUCCUAGUUUAUCAUUGUUUAAUAUUGGAAAUUUAUCAAUAACAGAAUGUAUAAAUAGUUAAAGGUUUGUAAGUUAUAGCUAGCAGUAAAAAUCGCUUGAUAUUGAUUACUAGUCACUCCAUGUUGUAUUAGAAAUGAUAGUUGAUGAAAGUUUGACGUAAUUAUGGUUGGGAAUCAUAUAGAUUAUGAUAAAAUGAUGUUGAUUGAUAUUUUGUACGUUGUAUAUAUAUAUAAUUGUAUAUUGACACUAUAACAGUAAUAUAUAUUUCACAUUCGUUGGUUACUUAAUCUCUUCUUUUUUUAUGACAACUUUAGUUGUUAUGGAUCCUUAAUAACCAUUGUUGUCAUGGACAGCUGUUGUUGCCAUGGACAGUUUUUGUUUGUUACUUAACAUCCAUUAUUCCAAUAUGUCUGUUUAAUGUAAAUGUGAUAUACAUCUAUUCAUUAUGUCAGUACAUAUGUUUUUAUUCAAGUGCUUCAUUGUUAAUUAGAAAUUUAGCUUCUUCUUAAACUGAUAGUCAGUAGUUCAACUUGAUAACAUUAAAUUCAAUACAGUUUGUUAACUGUAGAAUAAAUUUUACAACUUUCACCCAAAGACGGUGAGUUUCACACGAACAAAAUCUGAUGUUAUUUUAGUUAGAAAUGCAGAGUCCUAGAAGAGUGAAUGAAUCUGUUCUAAAGACAACGGGUAACAAAAUCUGUGAAAAGAUCAGUAGAGGCUCUAUAUCCAGUUCUGAACUCAAUACAAUUUAUUCAUGAAACCAUUAAUCAAAGACACAUAGUGUAACAUCAGGUGAAAUACAAAUUUGUAUUCAUAUCUAUGAAAUUGUUAUUUUCUCUGUUGUAUAAUCCAUCACAGAAUCAGAAUGCGUAUACAGGGAAGAAUUUUCCCUGGUUUAUUGUCUCUUUUUAAUUUCUCACCUACAUCUUACAUAUUAGGAAUAAUUUAAUGCAUUAUAAAUAGUAUGAUUUUAAAAAGAACUUUCUGUAAAAUGUAAGAUAAAAGGUGUACUUUAAUGUUUCUGGUAUGACAUUAUAUUGAAAUCCUUGCCGGGAUAUAGAGGUUACACAAUAUGUGGUAGUGGUACAAUUUUGUGUAUAUUUCUUUAACUCAAGUUUUUUUUUCAAAAGUUACAAAAAACAUGAGCUUUAGCAUGAAGCACCCUUUUCAAAGUUCAUCCUGUCAGCCAAUCAAAACAUGCUAAAAUGUUACACCACAUGUGGUAUUAAUGUUUAAACAGCAGUUGAAAUGAUUAAUUAAUGCCUUGGGGGUUGAAUGACACCAACCUAUUGUAGAAGAAAUAUCAUUUCAACAUUGUACUUUACAUCAUCAAUGAGACAUAUGUAAUGAAAUAGACUUACUUAUAAAAGAUUUUUGAGAAAAAUAUAUGUAGUCAGACAUGAUACAGAAAUCCAGUUGGUGUGUACAAAAAAUAAUCAAUCACUUCUCUCUCCGAUUUAUAUGACCAAAAACGGUUUAGAUUCUGGUCGGUGAUUUAUGAAAUGAUUCAAAUAAUUUUUAAUAACAGAAGUUGAAAAGGAAAUUUUUAAACAGAAAUUUACAGAAAAUUUAUUAAAUGAAAUAUUUCUGACUUCUACUAUGUAUUUUAUAUUUGUUUUCACAUAACUAUGAAUUUUUCCUGUCCAAAAUUUAGGGGGAAAUUUCCCCUAAAGAAGGAUGGAUUUGGGAUUUACUUCGGAUGUGUCUUUCUUAAAAUAUUAAAGUAAAGCAAUGAUUAGUUAAAUGAUGACAGGGAGAGGAAGGGACAACUACAAAAUUUAAAGGAGCUACAUUGAAGCGUCCAUGAAUAUAGAAUUUGAAACAGAUUUUUUUGUUCAAGUUUGAAUUCGUAAGCUUCUCAGUAUACACAUGUUAAAACUCACCAUUAUGUGAGCUGUAAACUAGACUUGUUUUGUAUGGACCAUUAUUUCUAAAGAGAAUGUAUGGUAUUAUAUGUAGGGUUCUUAAGUGUAAUCAAGAGUAAAUGUGAUCCUAAUUUA
Messenger RNA from Ylistrum balloti, 5129 nucleotides. Its product is annotated as V-type proton ATPase catalytic subunit A. The transcript is spliced from 15 exons. Lineage: Eukaryota; Metazoa; Mollusca; Bivalvia; Pectinida; Pectinidae. Gene Ontology annotation, biological process: ATP metabolic process; proton transmembrane transport. Gene Ontology annotation, molecular function: ATP binding; ATP hydrolysis activity; proton-transporting ATPase activity, rotational mechanism. The coding region runs from base 3 to 1871 and encodes 622 amino acids. The record is from RefSeq and is a predicted model, not a curated record. Gene Ontology annotation, cellular component: proton-transporting V-type ATPase, V1 domain; lysosomal membrane.